CCUGGAGAAUUCGUCGAGUACACGCUCAUCGGAAAGGAGAAUGUCUCCUCGACCUGCGCCAUCUUCCGCUUGAGACCCGCGUCCAACGUAGUGAUUGAUCUGGACGAUCCAUCAACGGAAAGAGCUAUUACCAGUGUUGAAUUCAAGCAACCACAACUACAAAUUGCGAGAUCAUACACAUUAUUGCCACAAGCGCCAGGACAGCCUAUGGAUGAGCUACGGUUCUUGAUCCGGAAAGAGCAGAAGGGCGAGGUGUCCAACUUUCUCCAUCGACUGCCUCCUGGAUCGAACAUUGAGAUUCGGGGGCUGAGGACUGAAUACCAAAUGCCGGCGGACAUCACAACUGCUCUGUUCUUGGUCGGUGGCACAGGAAUUGCACCAGCGCUGCAGGCUGCAGAUCAUCUACGUGGAGAAGCAGACAUGCAUAUUCUGUGGGCGAGCCGGCGGAAAGAGGACUGCGUCGGCGGCUCCAACGAUAGUGAGCCUGCCAAGCGAGUUUCGAGCUGGUGGCAGAGCGUUGCAUCAACUGAUACCAAGGCAAAUGCUGUGGAUCUGCCUAACGCGGAGAAAGGUGCGCUAGUCUCACUGCUGGAGAGCUUGAAGUCACAAGCAGCUGCUACCGAAGAGCCGUCGCAUCGGCUAGUCGUUGACUACUUCGUCGACGAAGAAGGCAGUGCGGUCAAGCCAGAAGACGUGAAGAGACUCCUGACCUCGUUGUCUCGAGCAGAUUCUUCGGCAGAAGGAGGGAGAAAGCUCCUCCUCGUCUCUGGUCCGCCAGGAUUCAUCACCUACUGGGCCGGUUCCAAGCAGUGGGUCAACGGCAGAGAAGUGCCUGGUCCGUUGAGAGGAGUUCUUUCAACCCUGGACCUGGGAGGAUGGGAAGUAGUCAAACUGUGA
This is a messenger RNA of Zymoseptoria tritici IPO323, 897 nucleotides long. RefSeq lists its product as uncharacterized. The annotation marks the transcript as partial. The record is from RefSeq and is a predicted model, not a curated record. Gene Ontology annotation, molecular function: oxidoreductase activity. Lineage: Eukaryota; Fungi; Ascomycota; Dothideomycetes; Mycosphaerellales; Mycosphaerellaceae. The transcript has a single exon.